AUGAUAGGUAAAAUAUUUGAUAAUGCCUUUAGAAUUCGUACAUAUAAUAGACUUAUUUGUUUUUUAAUUGGUGGAUCUUUUACAUAUAGUUUAACUAAUCCAGAUAUUGAUACAGUAUAUGAAUUUUUUCCUAUUUUUAAACAAAAUAAAUAUGCAUAUUUAACUUUUUUAGAAAUUAAUGAAAAGAAUGAUAAAAUAUUUGAAGAAAAAUUGAAAGAUUUAUGCAGAUUUUAUCAAAAACAGCAAGGAUAUCUAUAUACAAAAAUAAUUAAAAGAAAAAAUAAUAUAAAUAAUUUAAGUAAGUACAUAAUUGUAUCCACAUGGUUAAAAAGUGAAAAUUAUCUUUUAGCUUGUAAUAGAUUAUACGGACAAAUUUUAAUAAAAAAUAUUCAAAAAUACACCAAUUAUAAUUCAUAUUUAUAUAGAAUAGUUGUUGAUGAUUCAGAUUAUCUUCCACCAUUUUAA
Messenger RNA from Plasmodium gallinaceum, 465 nucleotides. RefSeq names its product conserved Plasmodium protein, unknown function. The record is from RefSeq and is a predicted model, not a curated record. NCBI's taxonomy places the organism in Eukaryota, Apicomplexa, Aconoidasida, Haemosporida, Plasmodiidae. The transcript has a single exon. Bases 1 to 465 code for a protein of 154 amino acids.